This is a messenger RNA of Seminavis robusta, 580 nucleotides long. The record is from the annotation of a GenBank genome assembly. Lineage: Eukaryota; Bacillariophyta; Bacillariophyceae; Naviculales; Naviculaceae.
AUGGUGGCAGCAGGAUUCAACUGGAUUGACUCUUUGAAUACCCACGACCCUGAACGCCUCAAGACAGUUGUCACAGAGAGUUGUAUGGUGGUGUUUGCAGAACAAGAAUUGCCCUUUAGUGCAUACCUGGAAGAAGUGAACAAGAUCUCCGGAGCUUUCCCUGAUUUUCACAUUGACUGUCCAAAUGGUUUUAAGGUGGAAUAUGAUAAACAGCAGAGGAAUGAUCCAGAGACAUACUACUUUUAUGUCAAUGACGAAGGGAAGGUAUGGGAUUUCCAGAUUGAAGCCAAGGAGGGAGACAUGACGGGACCUGCAGGGCUCUACCAACAGAUUGGAGGAUUUCCCAUCUUGUAACCAGUGGUCCUGUUGUCUUGUGACUUUCUUGUGUCGUCUGAGGUUGUAGAUUGCAAGGCUGCACCAAAAUACAUAUAGGAUUGAUUGUCAGUCCUCCAUUUGGGCUGACACAAGCUCCUCCCUUGCUCACACCUCCAACCCUUUACUCAUCAUCUCCAUAGUAUCAUUAUAGGUAUUACUUUUCUAUAGUUCUUCAUGUUACCGCUCUCUACCUAUGCUCUCUUGU